Messenger RNA from Schistosoma guineensis, 1918 nucleotides. The record is from the annotation of a GenBank genome assembly. Lineage: Eukaryota; Metazoa; Platyhelminthes; Trematoda; Strigeidida; Schistosomatidae.
UGCUUAGAAGAUUAGUAGACACUAACUGACCUACUAUUACUUAAAACUGAGAGGAAAUAAAUUGGGCAUUGGAAGUGGCCUUUUCAAGUCGAUUGUUACGUCCGUAGAUUUACUUCCAAUGUACCUGGUUCUACAGGCGUCUGAGAUGGAAACUGUGAAGGCCGGGAAUCCACGUUUUAUAUACUUUCCCCUUGACUUUAAUGAAUGAGAUUUCAACAAAUCUAGGUUUCGAAUGAAUCAUAACCAGUUCAAAUUUGACUUUCCAAUAGAACAAGUUUUGGAAGAAUGGAAGACACUAGAUGAAAAUGAAGACAUACCGGCUGAAGAUCAAGAGAACGAUAGCGAUGAAUCGAAUAUUGUUAGUCAAGAAUCCUUUUUUGCUCCUCACUAUAAAGAUGGUAUUGAAUAUUUUUCCAUAAAAAACCCUGAAAAAGUAAAGCAAGAGUGGCUUGAAGCUAGAAAAUUAAUUAUACCACAUAUUCAGAACGUUGUAAAGCAUCUAGUUCGAGAAAAAUUUCAAAAAUGAUUGAAUAUAUGAGAAAUUAUUCUUUCCCUGCAUUUUAAUUUUACUAUUCACUGUUAAUUAUGUCAUUUGAGUGGGUUUUGAAUAUAGAUACAUAAGAAGAACCUUCUGGAUACAUUUUUGCUCAGGAUCACUUAGUAGUGCUUCAUGAUUUGAUUCUUGACAUGUCCCAUUCUAUAUUCAUUUCAUGUUAGCUGUAGAUUUUGUGCUUAUCAUUGCCACCUAUAUUAUAGUCAUGUGUUUAUUUCACCUUAUAACUCGUUUAUAUCCCGUUUAAACAGUCUUUAGUCGUCAAAUAGUUUUUUUCAGUCUUGGUGGUUAACUGACUCGCUUUCUAAUCAGUUGGUUGUUUAUUUGGAUUUUUCUUGAACUACUUUGGCUUGAUUGACUUGGUUGUCUCAUUAAAUUUCACACAAAGUGUGCCUUUAAGAACAGUAUAAGAACUGGCACCUAGUUUGCUUUUCAGAGGUUGUUACUGAAUGUGAAAUCAGACGCGGUUGUUGUGAGAUCACUCAUGCUUUUUCAGAUCACUGUCUUCAAUUUUUGACACUUAAACAGACUAAACAACAGAUAAAUGUUAUUGAAACAUUAGAACGUUUCAUUUUGAUGUUAUUUGUGCUUCAAGAAAUUGUGUUCGAUACUCCGACAAAGUAAUUUUUAAGUUCCUUACUGUUAUGUUUAACCAUUAUAAGGUCAGGUUUCUUAAAAUCUUGGAACGCCGACUUUAGCAGUUUGGAUGCGACCUACAUAUCAACUCAAAAGCUAAGGAAAUAGGCUGUCAAUCCCUUGCACAGCCAAGUGGAAUAAAUGGUAUUUCCGUUGAAUUAAGACAUAAAGGCACAUUGUCUCUCCCUUGAACUUGGUCCUACAGGCUGUGCAACUCAAUUUGCGAUGUUAUCAGACAUAUCUCAAAACAAUAGCUAACAUAGAUACUGUUGUAUUUCUUGUGAACAGCGAAAUGCAACUAACUAAACUAAAUUUAUAUUGACUGUCCUUGAUUAAGUUGUAUCUACUGACAUUUUCAUUUGUUUAAGUAUCCUCUCUUCCAUUCUUCAUUAAAUUGUUAUCAAAUUUUAUGUAGUCUAUGCCCUAUUGAUUAUAUCCGAACGUCUUUCUGUCUUAAAAUUAAAGUGGAAUUUAUCACCUUUAUUUUUGAUGUGAAAAGCUUACGUACGUAUUCUAUAAAACUACAGUAUAAAUAUGACCCAAAUAAAAAAUACUUUCAUAUUUCUGUUUUAAAGUAGUAUAUGGCGCACCUUACUAACAGAUUUAUAAUGGCUCAAAUAUGUUACGGGCAUAGUAUUUGAUUUGUAAACUAUUGUGAUUGAUUAUUAAAGACACUUGUUUUGCAUAUAAUCAAUGUCUGCACAUACUGAAUCUGCAAUGUGUUCGAAA